Rotaria sp. Silwood2 is the source of this 1047-nucleotide messenger RNA. NCBI's taxonomy places the organism in Eukaryota, Metazoa, Rotifera, Eurotatoria, Philodinida, Philodinidae. The record is from the annotation of a GenBank genome assembly.
AUGGCAAUCUAUAAUAGCUUGAUACAAUUGUUUUAUACCAUUGCUCAAUCAUUUCCACGAAUACCAGGACCAUUUUAUGAAAGUUUUACAUUAAGAAAUUUGUUAUCUACAAAAACCAAAAGCUUGCAAUUGAUCAGUGUGUCACCAACAUUCUAUCCACCAUCGUAUUCACAUCACUAUACAAAAUAUCUUGGUCCAUAUAUAGAUGAAUCGUCCAUCAAUGAUAUUGACAAUCAUCUUACAAAAUGGGUCAAAUCCAAGCCUAGUAAAUCAAUUAUCUAUGUGGCUUUCGGUAGUACGGGCAUACUUGAAUUCGAUCGAAUGAAAAAUUUGAUUUAUGGUCUAGCUGAAUUUAUACUACAAACAGAUGUUGCUUCGGUCUUGUUAGCAUUUCGUAAUGUCAAUUAUGAUAUGUAUCAAAUUGUGGUGAAUAAAAUGAAAAAUGAUGAAUAUCGACAUGUUCUAUUGGAUAAUCAACGCGUUCAAAUUGAAAAUCAAUUUGUUCAACAAAAAUGGACUUUAAAACAGAAAUCAGUCAAUUUGUUCAUAAGUCAUUGUGGUAUGGGUUCAAGUUUAGAAGGACUUUAUUUUCAAAAGCCAAUAUUAUGUUUGCCGUUACAUACAGAUCAAUUUAUGAAUGCCAUGACAAUCGAUCAUUCUGGAGUCGGACAAUCGUUAUUUACACCACCAUCAUUAUUACAAUCAUUGAAAAAUCCACAUGACUUUCAUGAUUAUACAUUUUCAGCCACUAGUGUAGCAACGAAAUUAUCGAUGAUGUGGAAAAAUAUGACAUACGAAAAAGCAAUUCGAAUCAUGUCACUUGAAAUGAAACAUGCUGGUGGUGCGAGACAAGCUGUCCAGGAAAUUGAAUUUUUUGUAAAUUUAAACGGCGAUUUAGAUCGGUAUGCGCCGUUCAAGAGUACAUUAUCGUUCUAUCAGCAAUAUAUGCUUGAUAUACUAAUCAUUUAUGUUGUUCUACCUGCUACGAUCAUUAUCUAUUUAUUUGGCAAAUGUUGCAGUCGAACUCGAAAGGAAAAACGAGAUUGA